Messenger RNA from Cuscuta epithymum, 1902 nucleotides. The record is from the annotation of a GenBank genome assembly. NCBI's taxonomy places the organism in Eukaryota, Viridiplantae, Streptophyta, Magnoliopsida, Solanales, Convolvulaceae.
ACAAAACCCAACUCCCCCUCGUUCGAGCUUCGCAACCGACGACACCCAACCCCCAAAACCUCACAUAGCUUUGAGUUCUAAGUCAAAGGAGUCUAAAUCCAUCCCUCCCAAGACUCCACAACACCAUCUCCAAGCUUCUUCUCCAUCAAUUCAAGGAUGGCUCCUAAACGCAAACAAAAUACUGGUGCUUCAUCCUCCUCUUUCACCGGCAACCGUUUCACUUCGGUUGAAAAUGAAAAGUGGUACGAGGAGCGGAAAAAGUGGAAAAUUGUGGAGGAGAAAACAGUGCACCCGGACAUCGACGCUGUUUUCAAGCUCACUGAGAUCUUCGCCCGUUUUGGAUGGGCAAUGAUGCUUACAUUGACAGGAGCAUAUUACCCCCGGUUGGUCCGGGAGUUUUACGCUAAUGUCUCGGACAAAGAGACCGGAUACGCGGAAAUCCAAACAACGGUGAAAGGGAGACACAUCAAAGUUGACCCGGACCUCCUCUCCAACAUCCUUGAAGUUAGCAACACGGGCCCUACCUUGGAAUACAACCAAACCGGCAUUCUAAGUGACAAUUCCUACAAUGAGGCGGAUGCACGGCGGUUCUUCGGGCUCAAGACAAACCUACAGACCAAGUACCUAUGGCACAUUCACGCUCGCCUACUCGUCUAUCUUAUUGGCUUCAACAUUGUCCCACAUGCUAGUGACCGCCACUUGGUUAGGAGGAUUGAUCUAUACCUUCUUCAAAAGAUGCUAGUUGGCCUAGGAGACAUAGAAGGGAUACCACUACCACGACUCCUCCUAAAAAAUAUGAAAAAUGUGGUGAUCUCCAAACAAGGUUCAAAAAACUUUUGUCACCCCCUUUUACUCACCAAGAUUUUCAGGCACUUUCAGGUUGACUUUGAUGGAGAGGAAGUUGCUUAUACCAAUGAAUCUAAUGUCUUGGACAAAGAAACAAUGAUUGCCCUCAAGCAUAAACUGUCCAACUCUGGAAAAUGGUAUUUUGCCGACGGCAUAGGUUUGCACAGAGAUGAUGAUGAAGUAAACGAGGAGGCCAUGGAAGAUGCUCAUGAUGAUGAAGCCGCACCCGAACCACCACAGCCGCCACACACCACCGAUCCCGCGAUGGCAUACUUGAUGCAUUCCAUGGCUCGAAUGCACACGCGGAUGGACGAGCAAGAAGCACGCCACCAAAGGUUUGAGGAGCGUUUCGACACAUUCACCAACUACUACUACUCCCAACAUGGGUACCCCCCUCCCGAUCCACACCAGUGACUCCCCCUUGCUCCUAUUUCAUUUUUCUCAUGACAUUACUUUCCUCUAAACACACCUUUAUUGUGGAUGUUAUGAAAGUACUUGUUUAUCAUGCAUGAUACAUUGAGACAAUGUAUUACAAGUGUGGGGGGGUGCAUCUCAUGGGUAGUUCAAAACAAAUUUUGUGUGCAAAAAUAAUGUUUUUUUUAGGAAGGUAAAAAUUGUCAUAAUUCUCUUUUUAAAGGGUAUUUGGUUGAGAAAGUUUUUUUUUUUUAUUUUAUUUACAAAAGUUAUCAUUUUCUUUAGACUACUCUUUACUCUUGAAAAUUACUCCAAAAAAAAAAAAAAAAAAAAAUUCUUGUGACUAGAAAGCAUCUCCUUCCUUCAUUUCCAAAAAAUGGUCAAUAUUACAUUCAAGCACCAUUUUGGAACACAAAACCCAUUCUCACACCUCAUCAAAUAAAUUGGCAUCAUCAAAUGACUUUCAGUAAAUACUAGUUGAAGACCUUUUUCAAAUGAGUUAAAAAAAAAAAAAAAAAAAAAAAAAAAAAAAGUAAACAACUCAUGGUCUCAAUUUAGUAGCUCAAUUGAUUCAUACAAUUGAAAGUCAAAAACACACCAAAAAGCCAUCCCACUCGCCCAAAAGAGUCACAGUCACAAAUC